Molecule: messenger RNA, 879 nt
Organism: Vicia faba (fava bean)
Lineage: Eukaryota; Viridiplantae; Streptophyta; Magnoliopsida; Fabales; Fabaceae
Source: the annotation of a GenBank genome assembly
AUGACUGAGUAUGUGGUUACUCGAUGGUACCGAGCUCUCGAGCUGCUUCUUAAUUGUUCAGAAUAUACAUCAGCCAUUGAUAUAUGGUCUGUCGGUUGCAUACUUGGUGACUUGAUCCACGUGUCAAUCCAACCAAUUGCGCUUCCUUCAGCUAAAGUGGUUACUAUGGUGCUGACUAGGUGCUGUAAUGUGUUACAAAAUAGUUCAAUCAUUGUAAAGUUUAUUCCUGGUAUUGGCACUAUCAUUUUUGCAGUACGGGGUGUUGUCCCAUUAAUUUUUCAGACAAGGAAACAUUUUUUUCAGAGGAGUGAUAAUAGUUGGGGAAAAAGUACCAAUUAUUAUAUAGUAACUUCAUACCUUCGACCACUACUAUUAUGGAAUAGAGCCAUACUUAUUUGCAGAUCAUUUGAGCCAUGGCUUUUGCCUAUUGUUUAUCAAGAGGGUUGUAACGAACUCACAAAUAUGGAAAAUAUUAUAGUUGCUGCUGCUAGGGCUGCAACAACAAUAUCUACAAAUCAUUUGUGGGUUGUUAAGAUAAUAAUCCAAUCAUGCAGCAGAUCAAGAAUUGUGCAUAAAUGCGAGCCUGUCAGCAAAAUACCUGAGGUAUGCAAGUUACUACAACAACGACAAACAUCAUAUCUUGUCUUUGAUCCUACCUAUAUUGUUGCGUCGGUUUUACAAUCUCGCGCAAGUCGCGAAGAUUUGAAAAAGAUCUUCGAAGCCUGGUAUGAGAAAAGGAAAAUGACAAAAAUAUAUUCACCACUUCUGGAAGGACUAUUGGCUCUCUACCUCGGUUUUGAGUGGAUCCAAACAAAUAAUUUUCUUUCUCCUAUUAUCACACAUGGAAUUUACUCUACUGUUAUAUUACAUGGUCUUUGA